Molecule: messenger RNA, 2565 nt
Organism: Pungitius pungitius (ninespine stickleback)
Lineage: Eukaryota; Metazoa; Chordata; Actinopteri; Perciformes; Gasterosteidae
Exons: 7
Coding region: 312-2327 (671 amino acids)
Molecular function (GO): ubiquitin-protein transferase activity
Source: RefSeq, a predicted model, not a curated record
AAUUAAAUGUUUGAUAGGUGUUUGUCUUUUUCAGUCAAUUGGCUGUUAUCUUUAUGAUGUUUACUAAUAACAAAUCAUAGUCCAUUUCUUAACUCUCCAUAUUGAAAAGAGGGGAGAAUAUCUGGCCUUUUCUGUGAUGGCUACAUCUAAUGAGUGUCUAAGAACUGGAGAGUUCUGUAUGCUCUCACACACACAUAACAAAUUUCAGUUAAAACGGAAGGUGUUUCAGUUAAAACGGAAGUUGAUUCAGUUAAAACGGAAGGUAUUUCAGUUAAAACGGAAGUUGAUUCAGAUGGAAGGUCUGUGCAAUAAUGUCAGCUCAACCAACUGCUCAACAGCCUUCAAGUAACUUAGCCGAAGCAGCGGCGUUAAUUAACAAUAUAUUGGCCUCAGCGGAGACAAUUAGAACACUUUCUAAUGUCUCAAGUGUUCGGCAGCAGCCGGUCGUUUCCGCGGCUCCAGGUGCAGAUGCAGUCGACAGCCACCUAGCAGCUCUCUUUCCGUCCCGGCAGCGUAGCGGCGUAACGCUGUCCGCUGCGGGUCCAGUCGGGAGGGACUGUGCGCCCCGCUAUCAAGCGCAACAGCACUUCGGCACGUGGACAUCUAAAGGCACGAGGAGAAAAAGAGCUCGGUCACAGCAGCAUGACCAUUUCAACAAGGACGUAAUAUUACUUCCCAAUCCAUCAUGGGGAAUAGUGUGCAGACAAGGUACAAAAUUACGUUUACACAAACAUGGGCACAUCCUCAGUGCCUUUGAAUUCCAGAAGGCCUGGGACCAACAGACUGUUAUGGAACGCAUCAGAGAUAGUUUUGGUGAGCACAUUCCAGAGGAUGUCAGCCUCCAGUUUCUAAUGGCUUGUGGCAAUAAGCUGGUGUCCCCGAAACUCCAGGAGGGCCAGGAGCUGAAUGGGAUGCUAAUCCAUAAGGUUUUUAAAACCAAAGGCCUGUAUGUGAGACCAUCAAGGAUCCUUUUAACUGACUCCGACGAAGAAAAUGAAUGUUCCCACAUCACUACCAGAUCAACAUUAAGCAGUUGUGUAACAGUCAAGGAUGAUGACUGUUUGGAAGUUGAUGGUCCACAAAUCUACACUGGCAGACCUAGCACCACCAACGUUGCUACAAGUGAUGGAGGAAUGAGAAGUAAGGAUGACCCUACUAGCAGUCAUGAUGGAGAUGGCAACCCUGGCACUAGCAGUGGUGAUGAACAUGGCUAUGGCAUCAAACACGCCAACAGCAGUGUUGUUGAAAGGCCUACAGCAAUGCAAGGAAGUGGCACUAGUGGCCACGAUGGAGGUUGCCUUGCAAGAAAUGAUGGCAACCCUGGCACAAGCAGUCAUAAUGAAGACUACUCUUCAUAUUUAACACUUAUGGCUGCUCUUCCUGAUGACUAUUCAGAUGAUGAGGAAUUAAACCAGGCUAUAAUUGCCAGUAUGGAGAGUCAAACUGCAGAAAACGCCCCGGUUCAAGAGAUACUGCUGGAACUCUCAAGCAAAAUAAGCACAAAACAACAAUGCAAAUUUAAUAUAAAUCACUCUGCUGUCUGGGACGGAGCUGUGAGAGGAUUCCAAAGGGUGUCCUAUGACCCCAACUUGAUGAUCACUGUAAAAUUCUCAGAUGACAUGGGGAGAAACGAGGAAGGGAUUGAUUUAGGAGGGCCAAGGAGAGAAUUCUUGAGGCUGCUGAUGGAGACCAUGGCCAGGUCACCCAUGUUUGAAGGAAAUGAAAACAGCAAGAACUUUGCUCUUGACAGUGCUGCUCUAAGAGAGGACCGGUACUACACAGCUGGCAGAGCCAUUGCUGUAAGCUUGGUACAUGGCGGUCCGCCACCAAACUUCCUCUCACCAACAGUAUAUUCUCUUCUGGUUAAUGGUUCAGCAAAACCAGUGCUAGAAGACAUAGCUGACAUGGAACUUUUGGAAAAAGUCAAAAAGGUAUCUGAAAGUACUACCCUUGAGGAACUUGAGAUGUCAAAGGCCCCGCUGCUUGACUACUUGGCCAAUGCAGGAUGUCUGAGGCCGAUGCGAUCAAUAAGAGACAGGGACUUGCUGGUAGAUGACAUUGUCAUGUUCCAGGUCAUCCACAGGGUUCAUGGUCCAUUUCAAAGGUAUUCAGAGGUGUUGGUUGUUUGGAGUCAGAUUAUUCAGAAUAGCAAUCAGAAUUUUACCCAGAGGUGGGAUCAAGUCACUGUUAGGCAAGUCACAAGCAAGUCUCAAGUCAUUGCCCUCGAGUCCCGAGUCAAGUCGAGUCAAAGACGAAGCAAGUCCCAAGUCGAGUCACAAGUCACAGCCAACAAGUCUCAAGUCGAGUCACAAGUCGUACCAUUUUAGUUUCGAGUCAUUUCGAGUCAUUUUAUUAUAGUGGGGACGGGGAACCCUGGGUGAUGGUGCGCUGCCUCACAGACCUAGACUACGAAGGGAAGGGUAAUGGUGGAUCGACUGUGACUGUGUUAUAGUGCUGUAACGCUCACCCCAAUGCUGCAGCGUAAAUAAGGAGGCGAUGACUGGCUUGCAACUCCGCUGCAUUUAUUUAUAUAAAACAACUCAACUUCGGUCACUUGGCCGUCAC